Trichogramma pretiosum is the source of this 1055-nucleotide messenger RNA. RefSeq names its product RRP15-like protein. The record is from RefSeq and is a predicted model, not a curated record. Lineage: Eukaryota; Metazoa; Arthropoda; Insecta; Hymenoptera; Trichogrammatidae. Gene Ontology annotation, cellular component: preribosome, large subunit precursor. The coding region runs from base 183 to 992 and encodes 269 amino acids. Gene Ontology annotation, biological process: maturation of 5.8S rRNA; maturation of LSU-rRNA. The transcript is spliced from 3 exons.
GUCGGCGAGCUAUGUUCACAUUGACCGUGUAGGUUAGAAGUAAAUAUUGUAUUUUUUUAGUUAAUUAUAUCGCAUAAAAAGUGAUCCUCGCUACUUAAUCACUAUUCAAGUGUGCAAGUGUUUGACCAUUUGUUGUAGUUAUAAUUGUUUCCGAAGUACCAAUUGUUUUUUCAUUAAAUAUAAUGGAAGUCGACAUGGAAAACGAACACAUGUUUGAAGAAGUUGUAGAAUCCAGUGAAAACGAGGGAUUAAACUCUGCCGAAAGUGAAGGUAAAGAACACGAUGAAGAGUCGGAUAACUCUGAAGGUUCUGAAGUUAAUGAUAACGAUAAGUCCCUUGCUAAUCCUGGCUGGGCUGAUGCUAUGAAAAAGGUUUUAAAAACCAAUAAACCAAAGAAAAAGAAGACUAUUGUUCUAUCAAAAGCAAAAAAAAUCAAUGAGGUAAAGGUACAGCCCAAAAAAGAUGUAUCAUUCGAAAUUGAGGGUGGAGAUGAAAAAAUCAAAGUGGAGACCUCAAAAGAUAUCAAAACUGAAACAAAUCUGAAAGAUAUUCAAAAUAAGGCCAAAAAGAAGGUACUUGGUAUUCGUAAGAAACCUUCAGCACUUGACCGAAAUCGUGAAAAACGUUUACAGAGAAUGGCUACAAAUGGUGUUGUACAACUGUUUAAUGCCGUUAGAAAACAGCAAAAAGAAAUAGAGGAUAAAUUAGAGGAGGCAGGUCCUCGUGAAGGUAAACGAGACAAAGCUUUGAAAGAAAUAAGCAGAAAAAAAUUCUUAGAUGUAUUAAUGGGAGCAAAAAAUAAUGAAUCAAAGAAUGAAAAUACAACAGAAGAUAUCCAAGAAAUCAAAGAGGAAAACGAUGAGGGUGAUAAGAAACGCUGGAGUGUACUGGAAGACGACUUUGGGAUGAAAGCAAAUUUGAAAGACUGGGACAAGAAUGUUUCUGAUGAAAGUGACUCAUCAGCGCCUGAAGAAGAUGUUGACUGUGAUUAAUGGUGUUUGCACUUGUGAAAUAAUAAAAUAUGUAAUAUUUUGUUUUCACAAGUUUUAAAUUUU